This is a messenger RNA of Cottoperca gobio, 6821 nucleotides long. Its product is annotated as caskin-1. Gene Ontology annotation, molecular function: protein binding. The record is from RefSeq and is a predicted model, not a curated record. Lineage: Eukaryota; Metazoa; Chordata; Actinopteri; Perciformes; Bovichtidae.
AGUACAAUUUUAUUACGAUGUCAAACGACCUCUCCUGACUUGCCCGCACGCACGCGCGCAGACACGCGGACUGGGAUUACAACAACUGGAGUAGCGCGCGCACAAGUAGCUCGUGUUUAUGUAAUGCCAUAUGUGACUGUGAAUGUUUGUGUGUGUAUGUAUGUGUGUGUGUGUGCGUGUAUGCGCGCUGGAGCUGGCGCGAGCUGGUCCAGCACCGCGGCGGCGACAGCGGUCACACGUUUAACAUCAGCGACCUGUGCGUGUUAUUCUGCGGAUUGAGGGCUCGUGAGAUUUCAGGGGUGCGGAUUUGACCCAUCAUAUAGGAGGGCGCUCGAGCUCCACCGUUUUCACGCACGGCACGCACGUAGACCCGGUGAAAUCGUCACGCGGAUUGAAUCAGUGGAAUCUGUCGCGAGUGUGUUCCUGCGUGGCCGGAGACGAACUGGCAGAAAGCGAGGUCCGGUCAGUCGAUCGGCAGACGGUGUGGGUCGGUAGCACCGCGCGGUGAGAGGAGGUAGAGCGGGGCGUGCGCUGGACUCCUGGCCGAAUCGGAGCAUCCCACUGCCGGCAGCAUCCAUCCCUCCGCGCCUCAGCUCCAGCGGGAGGCCCGGAGCGGCGGCAGGAUGUAGCAGCGGAUUAACGGAGGAGAGAGGGUCGCUCAGAGGAAGAGAGCGGGACCGAGAGGACCGAGGCGGCGGGACGGAGGGGACAUGGGGAAGGACCAGGAGCUGCUCCAGGCCGUGAAGACCGAGGACUUGCUGACAGCUCAGCGGCUUCUACAAAGACCUCGGCCGGGGAAAGCCAAACUCCUCGGAGCUGCGAAGCGAGUGAACGUCAACAUCCAGGAUGCAGAUGGGUUGGCAUCGCUGCACCAUGCUGCUCUGAGUGGUAACAAGGAGCUGAUCUCUCUGCUGUUGGAGGCCCAGGCAGCAGUGGAUAUUAAAGACCAUAAAGGGAUGCGUCCUCUGCAUUAUGCUGCAUGGCAGGGGAAGACUGAACCAAUGAAAAUGCUGCUGAAGGCAGGCUCGUCAGUCAACGGACAGUCAGAUGAAGGACAGAUCCCUCUCCACCUAUCAUCUCAGCACGGACACUAUGAUGGGUCGGAGAUGUUACUACAACACCAGUCCAACCCGUGUAUCUCAGACUCAGCUGGGAAAACACCUUUGGACCUCGCCUGUGAAUUUGGACGUGUCGGAGUGGUCCAGCUCUUGCUCAGCAGUAACAUGUGUGCAGCCAUGCUGGAACCAAAACCCACCGACCCCAAUGGAGUAUCACCUCUACAUCUCGCUGCCAAGAACGGACACAUCGAUGUCAUACGGUUGCUGAUUCAGGCUGGUAUAGACAUUAACAGACAGUCCGAGUCUGGCACAGCGCUACAUCAGGCAGCCCUCUGUGGGAAGACAGAGGUAGUGCGACUGCUGCUGGAUAGUGGCAUCAGUGCAGGAGUGAGAAACACUCUGAGUCAAACUGCCCUGGACAUUGUUAACCAAUUCACCACCACGCAGGCCAGUCGAGAGAUCAAACAACUACUGAGAGAUGCCUCGGCUGCGAUGCAGGUGCGUGCCCUGAAGGAUUACUGCAACAACUACGACCUUACCAGCCUCAACAUCAAAGCUGGAGACAUUAUCACGGUUUUGGAGCAGCACUCUGAUGGCCGAUGGAAAGGCUGUAUUCAUGACAACCGCACAGGAAAUGACCGUGUGGGCUACUUCCCCUCCAACAUGGUGGAAGUCAUCAAGAGGGCAGGUCACUCCCCCUCCCAGCAGUGCCACACCCUCCUGCUCCGCAGGCCCAACCCCUGUCCCAUUGCCACGGUCAACGGACACUCAUACCCCCCAUCCAGAGUCCUCCCACUGCAUCUGCCUCCCCCUCCUCCCCACCCCAACAUACAGUCCCUCCCUCGGUUCUCCUCCUUUGGGUACGUUCCUUUUCCCAUCUCUCCUCCAUCUCUAUCUACUCUUCCGUUGUCUACUCCUCCUCCUCCUCCUCCUCCUCCUCCUCCUCCUCCUCCUCCCCCUCCUCCUCCUCCUCCCCCUCCUCUCUCCACUUCUCAGGAGCAGCAGAGUCAGACAGGUUCACGGACUGCAGAGCAGAGUCCUCAAGGCUCUCCAACUCUGGGACAGCCGAGCGGCACCAGUGAGGAAAUCUGGGUGCUACGCAAACCGCUGUCAGGUGGUGAGCGCAGUGGCAGUGUGGGCAGCAUUGGCAGUAUUCGCUCAACCAGCAGCUUGCAGAGCUCUGGAAACACACAUGUUCUGACCACCCCAGCACCAAGUCCACACCCGGCAGCCACACCAGGAGUCAACACACACGGCCUUAACGCUCCAGGCCUGCACGCACAAGCUGAAGGAGUGAAACUCCUGGCCACUGUGCUGUCCCAGUCGGUAAAAGCCAAGGAGCAUCUCUUGGAGCAGUCGCAGUCUGUUGAGCAGUCAGCGAGCUCUUCCAGUUGUACCGUUCAUGAACAGCGGUCGUUUGAGCGGAAGGCAGAGGAGGAUGAUGGGAAAAAGCAGGCAGUAGUGGCGUGGCUUGGUGAGUUUCAGCUGCAGUUCUACACCACCCACUUCCUCACCGCGGGAUAUGAUCUAGACACCAUUAGCUGCAUGACCUCCGAGGACCUGACGGCAAUUGGGGUUAUGAAGCCUGGACAUCGAAAGAAGUUAACAUCAGAGAUCAGCAAGCUGCCCUCCACAGACUGGCUGCCUGACCACAAGCCUGCUAAUCUGGCAGACUGGCUGUCUCACCUGGGUCUUAGUCAGUACUACCAGGUUCUGGUGCAGAAUGGGUAUGAAAAUAUUGACUUUAUUUCCGACAUCAGCCUUGAAGAUCUGCAAGAGAUCGGCAUUACCAAACUCGGCCAUCAGAAGAAGCUGAUGUUGGGAGUAAAGAGACUAAAGGAGCUACAGAGGGGAGAAAUGAGCUCUGAGCCUCCUCAGAGCCCCUCUACACCUCCAUCCAGCCCAGGUGGCAGCACCGACUCAGAGCCCCGGAGGGAGGCGAGGAAGCAGAGGGACGGUGCCCCCAGCCCGCUGGCCAAACCUCGCCCAGUUCACACACAUUCACAGACUCCUCCCCACACACCGACACAAACUCCACCACAAACCCCCCCACAUGGCCGGACCCAGCAGGCCUCCCCCAGGGCUCGGCCGCGACCCUCCACCCAGAUGGCAGCAGAUUCGUUAGUACCACUGCUCCGCCUGCCCAGUGAGGAGGAAGAGCGACGGAGAACUCACAGUCUCAUUGGCUCAGAAUCAGACUCUAGAUACGCCACUGUGUGCCGCAGCAGCUCCACACACAUUGCCCCUAAUGAUGUCACCGUUAACCGCAGUCAAUCUUCUGUCACACUCCGUCCCCGUCGGAAAGGUCGGCCCCCGACACCACCUAAACGCUCCUGUUCUUCCAUCACUGGGGGUGACGGGGAGGCAGAGGGACAGGUGGAGGGGCUACUGGGUCUGCCAAGCUAUCGAGAGCGACGAGCCAGUGACUGUGGCAGCCUGGGGUCAGCUUUAAGAUCUCAGGACUCAGCGGGCCUGGAGAGAUCAGAGGGGGCUUCUGGGAGUGUUCGCAGCCUCGCUGCUAUGCUGGAAACGUCCAUCGUGGGUGGAACCCUGCCGAGAAAUCUGGGAGGCAGCACCACCUACCUACAGGUGAGUCCACCUGUACUUCGUCGGCAGGCGGGGGCAGGCGGUCUAGGAUCUGAGGAGGAGGAUGUCUUAAAUCGGCGCCGGACCAUCAGUGGACCGGAAGCCCUCCCUGGUGAUCCGAUCGACCUGUUACCUCGGCAACCAGUCCAGCAACGCCCAGAGCCUCGGCCCCGCUCCACCAUGGUCUCCUCAGCAUCAGAGAUCUCAGAUGGCUCAGCAACGCUCCGAAGGAGGCCGCGUCCUCUGCCGACAGACUCUGAGGCGCCUGCAUCCAUGGACGCCAAUGCUGUUACCCCGACAACCGGCUCUGACACCAUACGCAGGAGACAACGCGCGUCCGAGCAUACCGAAAGUGGCAUUCAAAGCAAUAACCAAUUGGACUCUCCCACCAGUCAAACGGAUAUUAGCCGGAAAAACGGAGGCGAGCCGCAGCAGAAUGGUGGCGUGGUGCUGAGGCGGAGGCCGGUGUCUGAGGUCUCUGAUAGGGUGGAGGCCAACAGGGAGAGCUGUGAGUGGAUGGAGGCGAGGAAGUCUCUGAAGCCGCCAGUCUCACCCAAACCAUCCACAGUCACCCUGAGGAAGACACAAGCUGACCCCCCAACCCCGACCCGCAGGGUCCCCAUACCCGGGCCUGAUAAUACUGAGCUGGCACAGAGCCCUGAGUCGAAACGUGUCCCUCCUCCGGUAUCCCCGAAACCUCGUGGGCCUCCAACAGCACCUAAACCAGGCAAAGCAAUAGUAGCUUCAGCUGCCAUGAGCCCCAUGAGUCCCGCUGCUACCAGCCCAGCUGCAGCCAGCCCCACUCCCGCCGCCAAACCCUGUACUCCGCUCUCUGCCGCUGCUCCUCUUCCCGCUCCUGACACGCCCUCUGCUCCCUCCCUCUCGCCGGGUCUCCCCCUUACUUCUCCCUCUCCGGCCCAGAGUCCCUCCACGCCCUCUCCACACCCUGUCAAACCUCCCCGCUCCUCCAUCGCCGGCCUCUCCAUCGACCUGCUGGGUGCACGGGACGUGGAGGAUGAAGAGGAGAGGAGGAGAGAGGAAGAGGAGAGGAGGAGAGAGAGGGAGCUCAAGAGGCACAAGGAGCAGGAGGAGGAGAGGAAGAGAGCGGAGGAUAAAAAUCUGAGGGAGCUGGAAAGUCAAGUAAGAGAAGUACAGCAGGAGGAAGAGGAGAAGCAUCGUCUGGAGGAGACCAGUGCCUCCUUAGCUGCCGCAGUGCAGGCCGUUGAACACAAAAUAAAAGAGGACGACGCACAAAAUGACAAAAAGGCUUCAGUCUCCAUCUUGGACGACAUCGGCAGCAUGUUUGACGACUUGGCAGACCAACUGGAUGCAAUGCUCGACUGAUCACUUGCCCACGCCUCAUCUCCAACAAGAUCUUUCCCUUCUCCCCUUCCAUCAUGUGUAGGUGUAUCAAGAAAACUCUCCCAAGGCUCGAGGCUGGCGCUCUGAGAGUGUGCGUGCGUGCGUGUGUAUGUGUGUGUUUGAGCGCUUCUCAUGUAGCCUUGUACAGUAAUACUGAGGAGGGAGUCCUCUUCGCCUUCCGAUUGCGAGGAGGCUGCUCCCACACAACCUCUGACCUCUGCAGCCCAGCGAGUCGCCGCCGCCUCCCCACAGCCCCAGAUGGCAGUGUGGACCCAGAAGCACAAUCAUUUUCAUCAUCCUUUUAUCUUUACGGACUCUGACAGAGAUGCAUACUCCGUCAGACAGGAAGGAAGACAGAUAAGCAUAUUGCUUGCAAAAAAAUAAGCACAUAAACUGACUGACAGACAGGCAGAUAGAUAGCUAGAUAGAUAGACAGGGUGUAUACAGAUGAGAUACCGCAGAGUUUUUAAAAGCACAUGGAAAGACAGGCCGCUUUCUGAGUCUGUCCCACUCCUGCGAUGUCAAAAGGAUGCAAUUUUCCAUAUGAAUCGUAGCCUCUAUUUCUCUUCUGUGUGAGUGGAGGAUUGUGGUUAGCCGGACUUCCUGACCUGUGUGUUGUCUCUCUUCACGUUGUUGUUGUUGCUGUUGUUAUUGUUGCUGUUGUUGUUGUUACGAGUGUGUGUGUGUAGUCCCCUGCUGAUGCUCAUGUCAAUGUCCUCCAACUCGUACAGUAGUUAUUCUAAUGGUCAGAACGACGAUGUAGAUGUGUGUCCCAUGACUUUUGAGACACUCACACACACGCACACACCCACACACACACACACACACACACACACACACAUUUCAUUGGUUUUAUUCUCGCUGGUGUUCUGCUUUGUUGGUGUUUCGCUCCAUCUACGGAGGUUUGCUUGGAAAUGAAUCUACACAUAUACAUACACACAUUAACAUGCAAAGACACAUAUAUACAAGCACACUCAUGCCGUGUAUCCCUUUGUCCUGCUGCAGUGAACAGUGUUUUUAAAAGAUAAUCCUAUAUUUCAAUGCUUUAUAUAGUAAAUCCAGUAUACAUGCAUAGAGUUUAUAGUAUACCUGGGUAUUUGAGCUGUUAGAGCUCCCUCUAGUGUUGGUUAGUGAAACUGCCUCUAAUCUGCCCACCUUACAUCUCGUCUCCCCUCCCCCCUUUUUAUCUCCCUCUGUGUCCGUUUUGUUAACUCUGCAUCUCUCUGUGCCUUGGUAGUGUUCUAUCAUAUAUUCAAACAAUUAUUUUUGUCUCUCUUUUUCUUGUUUUCCACUCAAACAUGUUUAAUGUUUUUUUCUGGUUCCUUACAAACCAUCGCUCCUUGUGUGUCUGUAAUGUCAAAAGUAGUUUAUAGGUUGAGUUGUGAGUCCUAUAUGAUCCCCUAAAAUUAAUCACCCUGUCUGCAGUCCUCCUGUAAGCAUUGACGAGCCCAUUUAGGCAUUUAUUUGGCUCUGCUCCUCCUCGGCUCCUCAGUUUUCAUUGGUUCCCCCAUGUAGACCAGACAGUGGAUCAACCACCAGUGUUCAUCCCAAUGAAGAGUCCACUUGUAUUUUUAUGCUCUUUGAAAACAAAGAUAUAUUUGAGAGACAGAUGGUUCUAUGUGAAUAAUAAUAAUAGUAAUGAUGAUAAUUAUAGACAUUGAAUUGAGGUGAGCUGAUUGAGCCUGUACAUUUAUGGUUGAGUUCUGGAUGUGUUGUGACGGCUGUUGUGCCAUGGUUGGGUUUAGGUUGUGUUUCUGCUGUGACGAUGCAUUCCUGUACAGCUGUGAUCGGAAUAAAUGUAUAAAUUAAACCUUA